AAAUGCGGCCUGGGCUAAUCCCUAAACUCCGGCGCUGGGUGACCGCGACCUCUUCCUGAUUAACAGUGAAAGUCCGGUGCUCAGACACAAAAGGUGCACCUCCAACGUCAACCUAAUGUAGGACGACAACGCAGGACGCUGGAGGCUGACUCUCACACUCGGUAGCGAUGUUUCCAGAGUGAGCGCCACCCCCUUCAGGCCACCAUGAGCGUGACGGGCGACGACCCCGACGCGGAUCACCAUGCCGAGCUGGCCGACACGGUGGCAGCCAUGAGCGUCAACACGCCUACUGCGCCCAACGGCUAUCGCUCGGCCGCCUCUCACCGGGCCCGCUUCUCCAACAGAAAGUUGUCCCUGCAGGAGCGCGGCGGACGCGUCUUCAGGCAGCCUACCAUCGAAACCAAGAGGGUGUCCAUCACUGACACAGAGGACUUUGUGCAGCUGAACCAGUACAAGCUCAAAAAAGAAAUUGGAAAGGGUUCCUACGGCGUGGUGAAACUGGCUUACAAUGAAGAUUCGGAACAAUAUUACGCUAUGAAGGUUGUUUCUAAGAAGAAGCUCAUGAAGCAAUUUGGUUUUCUGCGUCGCGCGAUGCCCCCCCAGCAGGAGGGCUUCCCAAAGGCUUCCCUGCCCUUGGAGAAGAUCUAUCGCGAGAUCGCCAUUCUCAAGAAGCUAGACCACCACAAUGUGGUCAAGUUGGUGGAGGUUCUUGAUGAUCCUGACGAAGAUGGACUUCACAUGGCCUUCGAACUGAUGACCAGAGGUCCUGUGAUGGAGGUGCCCACUGAGGAGCCCCUGACUGAGGAGCAAGCUCGCUUUUACUUCCGAGAUCUCGUCCUGGGCAUCGAGUAUCUGCACUACCACAAAAUUAUCCACCGGGACAUCAAACCGUCCAACCUGCUCCUGAGCGAUGACGGCCACGUAAAGAUCGCUGACUUUGGCGUGAGUAACGAGUUUGAGGGAGCGGACGCGCUGCUGUCCAGCACGGCCGGCACCCCCGCCUUCAUGGCACCCGAGACCAUGGAGGAACACCAACGAGAGUUUAGUGGCAAGGCGUUAGACGUGUGGGCCAUGGGGGUAACACUCUACUGCUUUGUCUAUGGAAAGUGUCCUUUUUAUGAUGACUACAUCGUUUCUCUGCAUAACAAGAUCAAGAACAAGCCUGUGGAAUUCCCACAAAUGCCUCAGACAAGCGAAGAACUGAAGCAUCUCAUUCAAAACAUGUUGGACAAAAAUCCACAAAGCAGAAUCACUGUCCCGCAAAUUAAACGCCACCCAUGGGUGACAGAGUCAGGAGCGUGCCCUCUUCCGCUGGAGGAGGAUCAUUGUACGGCAGUGGACGUGACAGAUGAGGAAGUUCAGAACAGCGUCACACUCGUUUCCAGCCUCUCUGCUGUGAUUUUGGUGAAAUCAAUGCUCAGGAAGCGCUCAUUCAGCAAUCCCUUUGAGUGUCACGCCAGACGGGCAGAGAGGUCCAUGUCUGCCCCCGGUGGUCUUUUAACUGGUUCUUGGGGUCUUUUGGGAUCUUCUGUGCAACUUCACCCUUCUCUGAGGAACAACAGCCGUGACGGCAGCCGCGACGGCGAACUGGAGGAUUUGUUUGAAGACGAGGCGUUCACAGAAUGUUCAGACUCCGCUCAGACAAGUUAGAAUGUACUGCAUUGUUGCAUAAAGUAAAACAAAAACAUGAAAGCUCUACAAAGAAUAAUUGUUUACAUUUUCCUACAUUGAUUUAAAGGAAAAAAAAAAAAAAAAAAAAAAAGAAAAAAAAAGGGCAAGUGAAGCAUGUGCAUUUUAAACACUAGAUGGCGCAUAAUUCUUUUGAGCAUAUUUUUAGCCUAAAAGGAAUUACUCGCAAGAGAAUGCAUGCGCACCAUACUGAAUUAGGAUCGAUCGCUCAAUAAAAAAAUAAGUUAAACACAGAUAAAGAUUGCAAUGAAAAACAAAUCAUGAUCCCAUUAGCAGACUUUUAUAGGUCCACUGUAAA
Molecule: messenger RNA, 1987 nt
Organism: Corythoichthys intestinalis (scribbled pipefish)
Lineage: Eukaryota; Metazoa; Chordata; Actinopteri; Syngnathiformes; Syngnathidae
Product: calcium/calmodulin-dependent protein kinase kinase 1-like
Exons: 17
Coding region: 205-1650 (481 amino acids)
Biological process (GO): positive regulation of protein kinase activity; protein phosphorylation; intracellular signal transduction
Cellular component (GO): cytoplasm
Molecular function (GO): ATP binding; calmodulin binding; calcium/calmodulin-dependent protein kinase activity
Source: RefSeq, a predicted model, not a curated record